Messenger RNA from Aspergillus candidus, 1314 nucleotides. Its product is annotated as sugar phosphate isomerase/epimerase family protein. The transcript has a single exon. The record is from RefSeq and is a predicted model, not a curated record. Bases 100 to 1137 code for a protein of 345 amino acids. Lineage: Eukaryota; Fungi; Ascomycota; Eurotiomycetes; Eurotiales; Aspergillaceae.
CCUCACGUCACCCUGAGAGCAUCGCCGCGAUGGCUAACUACCCUCAAAUAAGAUAACUAUCAUCCAUUCGCUCGAGACAUAACCGAUUCCAUACACAAAAUGACCGAAACUCCUCCUCUCGCAUACGCUACCUGCUCCAUCGGCCAUGGACCCGAUGACACUCUCCCCGCGAAACUCAAGGCUAUAAGCCAAGCAGGUUUCAAGGGGAUCGAGCUCUCGUUCCCCGACAUACUAGCCUACGGCAACGAGCUCCUCGGGCACCAAGUCGCUCCAGACAACUACGAUGAGCUAGUCAAAGUCUCCAAAGAAAUCCGCCAAUUAUGCCAAUCCAACCAGCUCACAGUCAUGAUGUUACAGCCGUUUGCACAUCUCGAAGGCUGGCCGCGGGGCUCCCCUGAUCGCGACGACGCGUUCAACCGAGCUAAAGGCUGGAUAUCGAUUAUGGGCGCAGUAGGCACGGAUCUCCUACAAGUCGGAUCAACCGAUAUCCCGCGCGAGCGGCUCUCCGCAGAUACAGACAACAGCGUCAUCGAAGAUCUACGCGAGCUGUGCGAUAUGCUAGACCAGCACGGGCACAAGCGCCUCGCAUACGAGAACUGGUGCUGGUCGACCCAUGCGCCGACCUGGAAAAAUGCCUGGGAAGUGGUACGCGCCGUUGACAGGCCCAAUAUCGGGCUGUGUCUGGAUACCUUCCAGACUGCUGGGUCGGAAUGGGCGGAUCCGACGACGGAGUCGGGUCUGAUUGAGGAUAUUCCGCGCGAGACGCUGGAGAAGCAGUUCCAGCAGAGCAUGCGCGAGCUGGGGAACUUGGUCCCCGCUAGCAAGAUCUACUUGCUCCAGGUCUCGGAUGCGUACAAGCCUUCGAAACCAUUGGCUACGGAUGACACGACUGAAGGGCAGAGACCGCGAGCGCGGUGGAGCAGUCGUCUGCGUCCAAUGCCUUACGAUGGAGGGUAUCUGCCUAUUGAAUCGGUCACGAAAGCGGUGCUGGCAACCGGGUUUAGAGGCUGGUUUUCGAUGGAGAUUUUUGACAAAGGGCCUGAUGGCGUGGGUAGAAGGGAUAUUUCUGAUAUGGGGUCUUUUGCCCAGCAAGCGAUGCGAGCCAUGAAGAAGUUGUUAGAUCAAUGCUCCGAGUAAGGUUCGCUUUCAUGGCCUCUGCAGUCAGUUCUAGCUGGUGUUGUUUAUGGAUGUAAUAUAAUAUCAAGAACACAUACAACCCCACAUCAUUAUAAUCUGACUAGACCUAAAGCAAUAAGCAAUUCCCAUACCAUGGCAAAACAGGGUGUUCAAUCAAUUCACUCCAGGCUGGCUUGC